Molecule: messenger RNA, 4282 nt
Organism: Epinephelus fuscoguttatus (brown-marbled grouper)
Lineage: Eukaryota; Metazoa; Chordata; Actinopteri; Perciformes; Serranidae
Product: cytochrome P450 2J6-like
Exons: 9
Coding region: 406-1908 (500 amino acids)
Biological process (GO): xenobiotic metabolic process
Cellular component (GO): cytoplasm; intracellular membrane-bounded organelle
Molecular function (GO): oxidoreductase activity, acting on paired donors, with incorporation or reduction of molecular oxygen, reduced flavin or flavoprotein as one donor, and incorporation of one atom of oxygen; heme binding; iron ion binding
Source: RefSeq, a predicted model, not a curated record
UUGCUAAGUGUCUUAUUAUUGGCUCAGGGCUGAUGACACCAGUCUCAUAGGAGAUGCAAGUAAAAUACAGGCUUCAGUUAUAUUGACGUGAAAGAGAAAUUACGAUGUUGGUGUAAAACAAAGUUCUCAGUUGUUUUUUCUUUUUUUUGGCUUCACUUAACAGCCUGCAUACACACCUCUUUGGAUUCCUUGUUACAUUGUUUAUCCUGGAAGUCUCUGCCUAUCACCUCCUUUGAUGGUGUCACGCAGGUUGUGAAGAUCAAGCUCUGAUUGGUUGGAGACUAACAUGAAAUAUGUCUUUAAGCCAAAUCACAGCCAGAAUUCAUGACUUUUGCCAAGGAACAUUUUAACAGACAGAGAUAUUGUGUAGUCUGAGCCUGGCAGGUUUGAGCCCUUGUUUGCAGAAUGGAUUCAAUCUUUUCUGUAAUCGGAUUCUACAUUGACUGGGAUGUCAGAAGUCUGCUGCUCUUCACUGCAGUUUUCAUCCUCACUGCAGAUUAUAUUAAGAACCGUCGGCCGCACAGCUUCCCUCCAGGACCUCGGGCAUUUCCUGUUGUGGGCAACAUAUUCACAGUGGAUUUCAACAGGACCCAUGAGAGUAUGACACAGUUAGCAGGGAAAUAUGGAAAUGUGUACAGUCUGCAAAUGGGCAAAAGGUGGAUGGUGGUGUUAAAUGGGUUUGAGGUCCUGAAAGAAGCUCUGGUAAAUCAGGGGGACAGCCUGGUGGACCGCCCAGCCAGCCCUCUGCAGAUGGACAUAAGUCACGGACUAGGUAUAGUGUUAAGCAAUGGGAACACAUGGAAGCAGCAGAGGCGUUUUGCAUUGUCGACCCUCAAAUAUUUUGGAUUUGGCAAGAAGUCACUUGAACCCGUCAUCUUAAAUGAAUUUACGCACUGUGCAAAGGACUUGAGUAGCUAUGAAGGAAAACCAUUCUACCCACACCUUGUCAUCAACAACGCUGUCUCCAACAUCAUCUGCACCUUGGUUUUUGGUCAUCGCUUUGAGUAUGGUGAUGAGAAGUUCAUCAAACUGAUGAAGAGCUUUGGCAAAGCUUUCCAGCUUCAAGUCUCCAUCUGGGCACAGCUUUACAACUCUUUCCCUCAACUGAUGAGACGUUUGCCAGGGCCACAUCAGACAGUCCUGCACAUCUGGAACAAUGUAAAGGACUUCAUUAGACUGGAGCUUAAGCAGCACAGACAGAACUGGGAUCCCUCAGACCAAAGAGACUUCAUCGACUGCUACCUGAAAGAGACUGAGAUGAAUAAGGAGCAGGCUGACAGUACUUUUAAUGAGGAAAACCUGGUUAUGUCUGUCUUGGAUCUGUUUGUGGCUGGCUCUGAGACCACGGCCACCACUCUGUGCUGGGCUUUCCUCUACAUGGCAAAGUACCCUGAGAUCCAGGCAAAGGUCCAGGCUGAGAUAGACGAAGUCAUUGGACAGUCCAGACAGGUGUCCAUGGAAGAUCGUGCAAACCUGCCCUACACUGAUGCUGUCAUACAUGAGAUCCAGAGGAUGGGCAACAUAGUUCCUCUCAGUCUGCCUCAUGCUACCAGCAGGGACAUCCAGCUGGGAGGAUACACAAUCCCAAAGGGUGUUACAAUAAUCCCCAAUCUGACCUCGGUGCUGUUUGACAAGAAUGAAUGGAAGACUCCCAACACCUUCAACCCAGGACACUUUCUGAACAAGGAGGGCAAGUUUGUGAAGCCAGCUGCUUUCAUCCCUUUCUCUGCUGGUAAGCGGGUGUGUCUCGGAGAGAACCUAGCCAAGAUGGAGCUUUUCCUCUUCUUCACCUCCUUCAUGCAGCACUUCACCUUCUCAAUGCCUGCUGGGGUGAAGCCUGUAAUGGACUAUCACUUUGGUGUGACUCUGGCACCACGUCAAUAUGAAAUCUGCGCAACCUCACGCUAAGAGUAGCUUUGACAUAAAAACUAUUCAAGAAAGUAAUAACUUUUUGUCAUUAUGUCACUAUGAGGAGGUUUAGUAAGUAAAUCAAAAUGUUGCUUGGCUUCAAUUAUACUCUUUUUUUUAGGCUAGAUUAGACCUUUUUUGUCUUUUUGUUGAUUUCUCUCAUUUAAAUCUAAAAUUUGUGAAACGUCUAAAAAAUGUUUAUGAUGUAACAUUUUGAUUUCUAAUACAUGCCAAAGAGGAUAUGGAGGUUGAUUUUUGUUAUGUAUUCAUAUAAUGACAUGGCAAAUCAAACUUUAUGAUAAGAUUUUUUGAGGUUAUGAGUUAAAGCAGGAUUUUUAAAUUCUGAUAAGACAACAUAAACAGCCAUGUGCAGUUAUUUUGUGUGUGUGUGUGUGUGUGUGUGUGUGUGUGUGUGUGUGUGUGUGUGUGUGUUUGUGUGUUAAUAUUGACUUGAAAUAACAAAAAAAAUAAUUUGGGGGGAUUUCUGCCAACUAAAUAACAUGAAGAAGGGUCAAGAAUGUAAAAUCCUUGCAGCCAUGCUGGAUGAAUAGGUUAUUUAUGAUUACAACUGUUACAUAACACAACAACUCAUAAAAGCCAUACUCUGCUCCAAGUAAAAGUCCUACAUUCAAACUCCUUUACAAAAUCGAAAGUACUUCUGCAGUAAAAUGGCUCCUGUGACUUGAUUAGAGUAUUACUGAUAAAUCAAUGCAUAAAUAGCAUUUUGUAGCUUCUCAAGGUGGUAUUAGUUUUAUGGGGAUUAUUUUUUUUUGCUGAGGGGACUGGGAACCAAAGGAACAUACAAUCUAUCAGGGAGUUUAUUAGAUAAUGAAGGACAAAUAGUGUGGGAAAUAAGAAAAACUCAUUUCUGCACAAAUUUGUAUUUCUGUCCUACUUUUAUCUUUUUGUGAAAUUUAUAAUCUCUGGGGGUUUAAUCUGAGAAGUUCAGAGGGUAAAUCUCUCUUUGGUGGAACUGCUAAGGUAUGGAAGCCCAUUUCCGCCACCUGAUGUAAAAAAAUAAGAUCUAUGAAGUCAAAAUAAUGAGAUAAUAAGUCAAAAUUAUGACUUACUAAGUCAAAAUAAUGAGAUACUACGUCAAAAUUAUGACUUUCUAAGUCAAAUUAAUGAGAUACUAAGUCAAAAUUGUGAGAUACUAAGUCAAAAUAAUGACUUACAAAGUCAAAAUAAUGAGAUACUAAGUCAAAAUUAUGACUUACUAAGUCAAAAUAAUGAGAUACUAAGUCAAAAAUAAUGAGAUACUAAAUGAGAUACUAAACCAGCUGGAAUAAGACUGUUACACUGACAAACUACAUGGUCAUGGUAUGGUAUGAACAUGUGUCAUAUAUGAUGUGAACUUGAAGGUCCUAUGCAGAGUCCUGAUCUCACCUCUAAAGAAAUGACCCUCUGGAUAAACUGGAAAGCUAAUGAGAAGGAUAAAUCAAAAAAGGCAAAGAGAAACAUGUCUUUAUAUGAUCAUAUAAAACACUAUGAACUGCAUUUAGAAUUAGUUAAAAGUCCAGCGUGCCCUUUCCAUGGAUUAAAAAGAUAUGAUCACAUCUUUUUUUUUGCAAAGCAGAAGCUCAUUCUUCUGACAGACCAGGAACAACACUUCCAGGCAGUAUAUGUUGGUAUGCUUUUGCUAGUUGUUGGUGGAUGACACAGUCAACAAUAAGACUGAUAUCAGAUCAUUUGAAGUGGGCUGUCUAUUUGUGUUAUAUCGGAUAAGAUCACAUGUUGCCUUAAUACCACUAUAAAACAAAUUAUAGGCUACUGCUAAAUUAAGAUAAUUGUUUUGGGGUCACUGAUUACCACUGUUUGAAAUCCUUGACUAAGUUUAUACAACAGUUAGUUCUGGCCGUGCAAUCUGAUUGGUCGAGAGACAGUAAAACCGUGAUGAUAUUGGAGUACAACAUCAUCACUCCACCUCACAGCUGACUGCAAUCAACAAUGAAAUCAAAACUGACAGUUAGUGUCAGUUAGGUCAGCAGUGGCGUUGUAGGCUAAUUAAUUCAUCCACUGUCAAACAGCCAAAAAUAUGGAUUUAUUUCCUAAAAUCAGUUUUGAAUUGAACUAUGAAUGGUCUUCAGAGGAAGAUGAGGGAGAGGAGUAGCUGAAUCCAUCUGAGCACACAUCCAGGUUUGUCAGUGUUUCAUCAGCGGAGUUCAAUGACUUGGAAAAAAGCAACAUACUGUCAGAUCAGAAGGCAGAGUCGGCUGUGCCUGUGAAGCGACAGUCCACCAUGCAGUCACCAGAGACUUAUUUCACCGGCUGCACAAUUAAUGGAAAUGUGCAGAUAAAUGUGUAUAAAGAGUAAGUGCCUGGCGCACCAUGUCUGCGUUACAUAGCAACAGUGACAGCGGAGUCCUGAGGGAAC